AUAAUAGAAAUGUGUGCGAGUGUGAAUAAUUUCAAAAUAUUUUUAUUUUGUGAUAUUAUUUACAUGUUACAAUAAUGAGUCGAAAUUCGUAUUACUCCCAUUCAAGGGCAAGUUCCUCAAAGAGAAGAAGGUCACACUCCGAAGACCGCGGUCGGCAUAAACGAAGGAAUAUUAGUCCGACAUCAAAAUAUUCUCUAGCCCCUGAUGAAGAUUUCAGUUUUGAGCAUUAUAAACGUGAUUUAAAUAAAAUUAUUUUAUACAGCAGUGAAAGUAAUACUGUAGGUAACAGUUUGGAUGACUUCUGGGUGUUUCUAAAGAAAUAUGAAGCUACAUUGAGAAAAGCUGGCAAACCCAUAGUGGAUUACCAAAGUUAUGAAAAGUAUGAAGUAAACGACAUUGGAACUCCAAAAGAAUUUUCCAAAUUUCAUUGCAUAAACUUUACUACAAAAAUAAAAUAUGUUGAUACAGUUCAAGAUGAUAAACAAAGAAGGAAAUUAGAUAAAAAGUUAUUUGACGCGUUUAUGAAUAUAGUGUCGAUUUAUUUAGAUUUUAAGAAUAAGGAAAAGUUUGAGAAAUUGAAAAAGUUGAGACAGACACAGAGUGAGUUGCCAGUUGCUAAAUACAGAAAUGAAAUUACAGCUGCAGUGCAAAACGAGAGAGUAGUAAUAGUGGCCGGAGACACAGGGUGUGGUAAGUCCACUCAGGUGCCACAAUACCUACAUGACGCAGGUUUUCAAAAUAUUGCCUGCACUCAACCCAGAAGAAUAGCCUGUGUGUCAUUGUCAAAAAGAGUAGCAUUUGAAAUGUUGACUCAGUUUGAAAGCAAGGUCGGUUAUCAGAUCCGAUUUGAGAAAAGUAAGACUGCUGACACAAAGAUAUGCUUUAUCACUGAAGGAUUGUUACUACGACAGAUGUCUUCAGAAAACCUACCAAAUUAUGACGUCAUCAUUUUAGAUGAAAUCCAUGAGCGACAUUUGAUGGGGGACUUUCUAUUGGGAAUACUGAAAUGUCUGAUACAUAGUCGUACUGAUAUCAAACUCGUGCUUAUGUCUGCCACAAUCAAUAUUAAGUUGUUCGAAGACUAUUUCUCAAAAGAAAAAGCUGUUGUUAUACAAGUGCCAGGUAGAUUGUUUCCCAUAGAAUUAAAUUACAAGCCGAUAUUUAUUGAGGACAAACCGACAAGAGACGACCGGCUGGAUCCUCAACCCUAUGUUCAAAUUAUGCAAUUAAUUGACAACAAAUAUCCAAGCGACGAAAGAGGUGACAUGUUGAUAUUUAUGUCUGGAGUACAAGAGAUCACAGCUAUAUGUGACGCUGCCCAACAAUACGCUGAGAAGACUAAGAACUGGAUAGUAUUACCCCUUCAUAGUGGACUGUCUCUUGCUGAGCAAGACAAGGUGUUCGACUACCCUCCAGAAGGUGUAAGGAAGUGCAUUGUAUCUACCAACAUAGCAGAGACUUCGGUCACCAUUGAUGGUAUUAGAUUCGUUGUUGAUUCCGGAAAGGUAAAAGAAAUGAGCUACGAUUCAACAACAAAAAUGCAAAGAUUGAAAGAGUUUUGGAUUUCGCAGGCCAGUGCUGACCAAAGGAAAGGUCGCGCUGGACGUACAGGCCCGGGAGUAUGCUACCGGAUAUACUCAGAGAAGCAGUUCGAAGAUUUGGAACCGUUCAGCACUCCUGAAGUGUCGCGAGUGCCUCUAGCGUCUCUCCUCUUGCUGAUGAGUUCUCUAGGAGUGAAUGAUGUUAGGAGGUUCCCGUUCCUAGAUGCCCCGCCUGAGGAUGGCGUUGAAAAUGCUCUGCUUGAGCUGAAACAACAUGGUGCCCUAACCUACAACGAGAAGCUAACAUCUCUCGGUCGCGUAUUAGCCAACUUACCAGUGGAGGUGUCGCUAGCUAAAGCGAUAGUGAUUGGCGCCGCAACUCUGCCACCGCAUAAGAGGGACUCCGCUCUCGCCCUGGCGGCCGCUUUGGGCAUACGCUCCAUUUACACAACCCGAGCGCAUAGGGAUUUUGACUGUGAGAACGCAAGAAAACCUGAUGAAUCUGACCAUGGAGAUCCUCUAACACUGCUGUCUUUAUACUGCGGCUGGCUGGCAGUGAAGGCUGAAGGUGGCGGCGGCCGCGCGUGGUGUCGCCGCCGCGCUCUCGAGGACCAGAGGCUCUAUGAACUCACCAAGCUGCAAGCACAACUCACUAAUUUACUACAGGAUAACAACUUAAUGGAGACUAUGGAACCGGAGACUAUGUCGUCAGCUGAGCGAGCCAUGAGACACGGACAACUCAAACAGCUGAAAGACAUGAGAAGACAAUACAAACAAAAAGCGGCAGAAGAUUCGAAACGGAAGAAGCGCCUUAAGGUAGAUUCCUAUGAGAUAGUAGAUGAAAAGGACGAGGAAGAUGGCGCCUUGGACAUCCGAGACAUUGAGUUCCGAAUGACGAACGACGCUAAGAGGAUUCAGGCGUUGAUAUCAGGGGCUAGUACCAGUAGUGGACGGGACCUUAUUAUGUUGAAGAUUGUUCUCUGCAGAGCGUUGUACCCACAAAUAGCUGUUGCGGAUGAAUUUAAUCAUUUUAAGUCAGGUGCAGACCAACUAUAUCACACAUGGAGCAAGCCAUUCGUGUACCUACACCCGACUUCGUACUUCGGUAAAAACCCUCGCGUCUUACAACUGACUGAAGGGGACAUACAAACUGACGCGCCGCUUGGCUUCAAGAGUAAAUUGCCCUUGUCUGCCAAACACCAGAUAUUGUGUUACCUGUCUUUACUGGAGACAACAAAGCCGUACAUAGUCAAUUCUAUGAGGAUGCCUGCUGCGCAAACGUUGCUACUUCUAGCGCAUACUAUAGACACCAAUAUUGGCUUCACAAGAAUUGUAUGUGACUCGUGGUUGUUACUAGAAUUCCCUUAUCCUGAAUCCGGUCUAAACCUGUUGUUAAAAGCCGUCAAGCUACGACAAAGAUGGGAUGCUCUCAUCAAUAGACGACUUAAUGAUGCCAACCCCAACAAGUCGGUCGAAGCAGAACUACAAAAGAACCAGCCGAGAGAAUCGUAUGAGGAGUUGCAACACGACUUAUCCUGCGAUAUCAGCGCCUACAUGUCUGCUGAAGUUUACUACACUAUCAAACGGCUCCUACCCGGUGAUUUGAAGGUGUUAUAUUAUGGAGCAGACGAAACUCAUCCAAGCAUAGAUCCGAAUCCAUUUGAAGAGAAAUUCGAAUGUCGACCACACGAUAAGAAAGGCGGCGUUUAUGUGACUGACAAUGUAGUUUACAAUUGCGUGGUUGAUACAGAUUGGAGCUACAACAGCUAUCAGGAAACCUACGCGUUACCAUGGACAUGCCCGGACUGCGGCAUAUCCCUAUGUUUCUCACCUCUAGAACGCCUUCAACACAAACAGUUUACCUGCUCUAACAGAACAGAGAAGAAAGAGACAGAAACACCGAAACCCGUAAAGGAUAAUAGACCAAAUGCUAAAGAGUAUAAGUGUGAAACUUGUAAAGAGACCUUAUACAUGACGCCUGUAGAAAUUUUGAGGCAUAAAAAGAGUUGUAUGGUGAAAUAAAAUUGCUAUUACUGUCGGGCAGAGGCACAUCUAAUCAGGAAGCAACUUGCAGCUCGAGAAACGUUACAAAAUUCUAAUAAAUAUUAUGAACCUUACAGCAGUGACUUAUAAAAUAAAAG
Molecule: messenger RNA, 3682 nt
Organism: Pectinophora gossypiella (pink bollworm)
Lineage: Eukaryota; Metazoa; Arthropoda; Insecta; Lepidoptera; Gelechiidae
Product: probable ATP-dependent RNA helicase DHX34
Exons: 21
Coding region: 75-3563 (1162 amino acids)
Biological process (GO): nuclear-transcribed mRNA catabolic process, nonsense-mediated decay
Cellular component (GO): intracellular anatomical structure
Molecular function (GO): RNA binding; ATP binding
Source: RefSeq, a predicted model, not a curated record